This is a messenger RNA of Chaetura pelagica (chimney swift), 762 nucleotides long. RefSeq names its product barttin CLCNK-type chloride channel accessory beta subunit (gene BSND). Gene Ontology annotation, molecular function: chloride channel regulator activity. Gene Ontology annotation, biological process: chloride transport. Lineage: Eukaryota; Metazoa; Chordata; Aves; Apodiformes; Apodidae. The transcript is spliced from 4 exons. The coding region runs from base 1 to 762 and encodes 253 amino acids. Gene Ontology annotation, cellular component: basolateral plasma membrane. The record is from RefSeq and is a predicted model, not a curated record.
AUGGCUGAGGAGAAGACCUUUCGCUACGGGUUCAUCAUGCUGGGUUUCUUCCUGGUGAUGACAGGAAUAUUCAUCAUGAGCGUGGAAAAACCCCACAUCUACAUCACUUUCUGCGCCCUGGGUGUCCUGCUCGUAGCUGUGGGCAUCACCUGGAGCAUGUGCCAGUGCUAUCCAAAGAUAACGUUCAUCCCUGUGGACACCGAGGCCAAGCAGUUCCUGGACCACAAACCCAUCAUGCUGCAGGAGGGGAACACCCGCUUGGUUGCACCCUGCCCCAACCACGAGGAGAAAAGCCUGCUGUCCUACGAGCAGACCCAGAGCCAGGUGGAGGACUCAGCCCCACUCCCUCCCACAGCCCAGCCCAGACCCCGCAGCUGCUCCCAGCCAGCCGUGCAGGCAAGAGCAGAGGUCCACAGGGAGCUGGGGGAUGCUGGAGAUCUCCCCCCAGAGCCAGACCCUCGGCUGGACACGGCGGCAGGCGACUGCCCCUCCCGGCCAGCCCCGCUGGCAUCCCUCCUGGAGGACAUGGACACGCCAUCGCUGGAGGGCUCCCCGCCCGGCAGCCCCGUGCCACGGUGCCCACAUCCCCCAGCUUCCACCUCCUGCUCCAGCCGCAGCCCGACCAGCUCCCCGGCGGGGGGAGAGCAGCCCGGUUCCCCCCGCAAAGGCACCGGGGAGGAGGACGACCUGUAUUACGGGCUGGGAGAGGGGCCGGACGCUCUGCCCGACGACACUGACUGCCUUUUCGAGCCUGAAAACUGA